AUGCAGAAGGGGAACCCCCAUUUCACCUAUAUGCGCACGUCGCGGCUCGUCGUGCGUAUUCGGGAGUCGAUCCUACCCGCGCGGUCGGCCUUCCUCCACCCCUACUCUCUGCAGCACAAUCAGUCCCACAGUAGCAUCAGGCGUCCUUCGGCUGUAGGAGAAGGCGAUGAAACGGGAACAGCGGUUGCGAUUGAGGAAGAGGCCCCCUCUUCGCCAUCGAAGCCCGCGGUCGUGUCGGGGAAUGGGGCCGGUUUCCAUCUUGCGGGGCGUCAUAUCUUCUCCACCAGGCCUUCGCAUGAGAUCAUGCUGUUCUCCAGGAGAUUCGGAGAUCCGUCGCCGCCGCCGUCGUCGAGGCACCAACCGGUUUUAUUGCCCUUUGUGCGAAGUAUGCAUUUUUCAUUUGUAUCUCUCUUUCUCUCGCUUGGCUCCUUUCUUCUUCUUUCCAUUCCUCCCAGAUUUUGAGGGGAUUUUUGUUGGGUUCUGUCUUUGCCCUCCUUAUCUGCAGGUUAUUCUCUUCGGGUUGCAAAGGUCAAGAAAGCAGUGUUCGAUGACGAGUUGAGGUAUCAGCUUCUCCUCUUUUCCGUCCUGCGAUUUCAUACGAAUGCGUCUAUUCUUAGGAGGUGGGAGGCUGAAACUAUUGGUUUGGUUGCCAGCAACCGGGAUUCGGAUUUGAAUCCUAAUAACCGGAGUACACGAAGGGGAAAAAAGUGAAUGAGGAUGAAGGUGACUCGUGGGGGUUGAUAAUAGUCUCUUAGUGAUCACAAAAAAGGUAGACUCGUGGCAACGAUAAACAUGGGUCUAUUCUACACAUUGGCGAUUAAUUCUGAGUAAGCAUGCUAGAGUAGAUUGUUCUUCUUGUGAUCCACGAUCAAUACUAUGUAGGUGACAGUCAUAAACGCUGACUUGUCUGUCAGGAGAUCAAGAAUCUUUAUUGGUAGAUACAAUAAAUCCAUGAUUAUACAAAUGGAGAAAUUGGGCUAUUGCCAGUUUGUGUUGAGUUGAAUGAUUAGAUGACUUCAUAAAUUGGAAUGCUGACCCUUGUGUUCACACGUUUGAUGCAUCUGCAGCCAACGAGCAGUGACUACCGCUUUAUGGUGCAAUUUUCUUGUGUUUUCCCUCAAAUUUGGCGUAUGGUUGGUAACUUCUAGCCACGUAAUGCUGGCUGAGAUGAUACAUUCGAUUGCCGAUUUUGCAAACCAGGUAUUUAGCCACAUCUUACGUUUGAGUUACGUGGUGUCUUUUCUCUUUCAAUCUGAACCUUUACACUGUUUUUGUUAUAAAUCAUCGCCUUUUCCUAGAGUUGUCUUUUUUUGUUAAGUUUUUGGGCUGUGGAUAUCUCAAGCCAAGCAACUGAACCUUGCUACUAAUUUUCCAUUGUAGGCUCUUCUUGCUUAUGGUCUGAGUAGCUCAAGGCGCGCACCAGAUGCCAUGCAUCCGUCAGUUUCUCCCUCCUAACCUCUAGUAUCUGCUAAAUAAGUCUUACGUUGGAGCUGUGUGAAAGAGAUGACCUUUAUCAUCAUCAAAGUGGGGGGAUUUCGGAUUUUCCUGGGUGUUUACCAUGAGCGUUCCUUCUUCUUAAUGACUUUAUUGUUAAAUGAUUAUUUUCUCUUUUAGGUUCCCCCGUUGUAAAUUAGCCACCUGCUUUACUGGAAAUCUUAAUUUAUAUUCGAACCUUUGUUUAUCUCUCCGCUACUAAAUUUAUAUAAUUUAAACACUUUUCUUCAGUUAUGGUUAUUCGAAAGAACGAUUUGUCUGGUCGUUGAUAUCCGCGGUUGGAAUCUUUUGCUUGGGUUCUGGUGCUACCAUUGUGCAUGGCGUUCAGAACUUGUGGAGCGCAGAGGUAUUGUAUGGUGAUCGACCUGCAAGUUUAUCUCUUUUUUUCUGAGUCAAAUAUUUGAAGAUGGUUUUUGCUGAACAGCCGCCUGAAAAUAUGCAAUAUGCUGCUUUGGUGAUUGGGGGUUCAUUUCUAAUUGAAGGUGUUCCUCCAUCCCUUGAUAAUCAGUUGCCUUGUUGCUUCAUUAUAGCUGACCGAGUUUACAUUUUCAGGUGCGUCGCUGGUUGUUGCUAUAAAUGCUGUCAAGAAAGGUGCUGCUGCAGAAGGAAUGAAAAUGUGGGACUAUGUUUGGCGUGGUCAUGAUCCAACAUCUGUUGCUGUCAUGACGGAGGUUCUCUUCUUCCUUUGAACUAACCGAUAUUCAUGCCUUUUUAAAAAUACUUUGAUGUUCCCUGGUUGAAGAGUCUGGAGCAGGAAAUGAUUGGUUCUUUAUAACACGGUGUCCAUUAUCCUCUUGUUUUCAUUUUGGCUCUGCGCAUCUAAAAUUAGGACUGGUUCUGCAGGAUGGUGCUGCUGUUACAGGCCUCGCUAUUGCAGCUGGGUCAUUAGUUGCGGUUAAUACCACAGGAAAUCCGAUGUAUGAUCCAAUCGGUUCAAUUAUUGUUGGCAACUUACUUGGAAUGGUGUGUUCUCUCUCAUCUUUUGUUUCUCAGCACAAUUUUCGUUUCAUUACUGUUAGUAAUGGAUCACUAUUUCGUUGGAGAAAAAAAACGGCAAAUAAAUAUAUCUGUGCAAGAAACUAGUUACUUCAAGUGCUGAGCGAAGAGAUAGGUUUCCAUCCUGAAAUUCUCACUAGGUGGAUUGGGUAGAUCACUGUAAGACAAUCAUAGUUCCACAAUGUGUAUAUGUUACCCAUAAGUUUUGCUGAUCUAUUGAUGAACAUUAUUGAAAAGGAAAAUUCGACUGCUCUGUCAAUUGUGUCAUUAAUUUUUUUAUUAUUCAGCUAUAAAUAUUUAAUAGAAUGAUAAUCAAUGUUUAAUAUUGUUUUAAUUCAGUCAAACUGUCAGUUAAAUAUUACCACUGGUUAUCUCAUGCUCGUCUGCUGUGUCAAAGGAGAAAGUUUUUUCUAGUUGAAUAACAUGUUAACGACAUUUGUCAGUAGAUGGGCAACGCUGUGAAGUUUUCUUUUAAAAUGGUACCAAGGGGAUUUAGUUGUUCAGUGGCCUCUUCCCCUUUCCUGUUAUGGUUAUUGUAAACUCUUAUAAUGAACUUAGCUGCUACUCUCUCUGUUUCAAAAUUUAUUCUUGGGCGUCUUGAAAUGUGCACUCACACUGUUCUUGGUGCUUUCCUAGUAUUUCCAUCUUCUCUUUCUGUCAACUGUCUUCCUCUACGUCUGUGAUCUUAUUUUUGUUUGAGUGCCAUGCUUUUUUGUGAUCUUAAGUUUUCUCCCUUCAGGUUUCAUUCUCUUUUUUCUCACAAGAAUUCUCUUUCCUCUGAUUUUAGAGGUUUUCUAUGGAGCAAAGAGAUUUAAGUUUUGGUUUACUAAUUUUCUCUCCUUUUCUUUUUUUUCUGUAAAGAAGUCUCUUUGCUCUCAUUCCAGAGAUAUUCUAUACACAGUGAGACAAAUGAAGAGCGUUAAUUUCAGGUUUAGGUGCUGAAGUAGCUUUCGGAGGGGUACCUAGGGUUUUGUGAUAUGGAUGCUCAUGACACAGGUUCUUGCUGUCAUUACAAGAACAAAAAAUCCCAUACGGUAUCAACUAGGGAAAUUUUGGCGUGCUUUUGCGCUGGUUUCUUGCCUUUCUGAGCCUUUUUGUUGUUAAUCAUCUUCUAUUGUGUUUGCUACCUUGUAAUCCCUCCUGACCAAGAUAAAAGGCAGAAACGUAAAUUGUGAGCUUCAUCAAUGAACUGAUUAAUGGUCUACAUUUUUUAUCUUUUAUCGAUUAGUUCUUCUGAUAAAAUCCAAAGGAACUGAGGAUUUGAAUGUGGAUCGAAGAAGGGGAGUUCCAUGUUAGGCCAUUUUACAAAAUUGAUGGAGAUGGGGGAUGUGGAUGGUGAGGAUCAAACUCACUUUGGAAAAAAGAAGUUCCCAGCAAAUAUAUAUACAUAUAUGUAUUAUGGAAAUUAGUCAGCGAAAGACUUCAUAAAUGGCUCGUGGUGUAAUGAUUGUAUUUCAUGCUGGCAUAAGUUGGGUUGGUGACCAUACAGAUACCAAGGAUUUAAUAUUACGUUGGCAAGAGAUUGUUCAUUGCUCAAGGAAAUUGAGUGGCAGAAAGAACUAUGACCAUCGAUAGAGAGGGGCAAACGACGACCUUAAUCAGAACUUUAAGAUCUACAAACAAUCGUUGACAAAGCGCGUAUCAUGUGGAGAUAUGGGCUGAAGGAAUGGAGAUUGAUGAAGAUAUCAAUUCUAUCCGUUUGGCUAAGAUUAAGGGGAGGAGGAAUAGUUCAUGUUUGUUUCCUUUCAUUGCUUAUUUGACACCUCUCCAGAUGUGUAGACGAGGUUGUUAAUUGCCCUUUUUUUUCUGGUUAUUGAUUGCUGUUUCCUUUGAUCUGUAGUGGUGAACGUUUUUUUUUUAUAUAUUUUAUUUUUAAAAAACCCUCCAACGAAAAGAAAGAAGAAAAAAACCACACCACCAUCUUCCAUGCCAGGUAAUUGGAGAGUAUGAUAUCACAGGCCAUUAAGACGUAAUAUGUUUAUCUGCACUAGCAAGGUUCUUGCAGAAACUCGUCCGUCCAAACUCCAAAGAAAUGUGGCAUUUGCUUAUUUCUUUAGUUAUUUUUAGUUCUGUUCUCUGAGUUAUUGCAGACACUUGGCUAAACUCUAAAGAAAUAUGAGAUUUAAUUAAUUUUUAAUAUUUCUGUUCUGUGAAAUAUUGCAGACACUUGUCUAAAACUCUAAAGAAUUGUGGCAUCUACUUUAUUUAUUUAUUUGUAUUUCUGGUCUCUCACUUAUUGCAAACACUUGUCUAAACUCUACGAAAAUAUGGAAUUUAUUUAUUUAUUUACUUCUUUAUUUUUGUAUAUUUCUGUUCUCUGAAUUGUUCUCAGUCAACCUUAAUAUUUACCCUUUCCAGGUUGCCAUAUUCCUAAUCCAGAGAAAUCGGCAUGCAUUGAUCGGCAGGGCGAUUGACGACCAUGACAUGCAGAGAGUACUCGAAUUCCUGAGAUCCGACCCGGUUGAAGCUCAUCUUCUUCUUUGUUUUCUUCUUCCACGGGCAGCCCACGGCAUCAUCCCCUUAUGAUGUUUGACUUUCUCAAUCUUCUGAUCGUUGCAGGUCGUGGAUUCUUUGUACGACUGCAAAAGUGAGGUGAUUGGACCUGGGUUUUUUAGAUUCAAGGCUGAAAUAGGUGAUUGUUGCCUUUUUUUUUAAUUUUAUAUUUUUUUGGUACAUUAUAAUUGUUCAUUAAUAUGGUGGUCUUGAUAUUAAGAUUUCCUCCGGCUGUUGUGCCUGUAAAUUAUUUAAUCACAGGUUUUACGAUGGAAAAAAUCCAAGAUAAGCGAAGAGAAAUUAUAUUAUUUUCUCAUAAAGCUUUAUCUUUUGCUAAAAUCAACAGAUUUCAACGGGAUGGUCGUAGUGCAAAAUUAUCUCAAGAGGACUGGGCGAGAAAAAUGGGCCGCCAAGGUUUUUCUCUCCACCCCUUUAUGCGACAAACACCUCGCAACAUGAAAUCUUAUCGGCAUUAUUAUGAACCACUAGGGGAUUUUUUAUUUUAUUUUUUUAUAAAAGUAUUUCCAUUUCUAUUUUUAUUUUAUCUUUGAAAACCUCUUUACAGUUCUAAAAAUAGAGCAUUCCACUUGCCCUUUAUUCAUAUUAUUAGUCUUGGGGAAAAAAUAAUAUUGCCCUGUUAUAUAUUACCCGCUAUAGGUUUUAUUUUUAAAGUAUUUCCAUUUCUUUUUUCUUCUUUUUUUUUUACCUUUGGAGAACUCUGUACUGUUCUAAAAAUAGAGAUUAUAUGUCCCUGAUAACGCGAGAAUAUUUUCCAUGCAUCAUUUGAAAAGGCUAUUUUUGAAAAUAAAAUAAAAUUGUAGCAUCAUUUUAAAAUUAAUAAAAAUGAACUCCUUUUUCUGCAGUUCAGAGAAGCCGCCGGAGACGGAGACGAUGCAGCCCUGUUAAAGACGAUGGCAUCCUAUGGUACCUGUGACGGCUUUUAUAUUAUGAUUAUUAUUAUUAUUUUAAAAAAACAUUAUCCUCUGGUUUAAUCUUGAUCUGACCUGGCCUUCCGAAUUUAGGCGAGGAACUAGUGGAGGCCCUGGGCAGCGAAGUCGACAGGCUGGAGACAGAGAUCCAGAAGAUCGUUCCCGGGAUUCGCCACGUUGACAUCGAGGCCCACGAUCCCACGAGCCCGUCGCCUUGA
Spirodela intermedia is the source of this 6130-nucleotide messenger RNA. The record is from the annotation of a GenBank genome assembly. Lineage: Eukaryota; Viridiplantae; Streptophyta; Magnoliopsida; Alismatales; Araceae.